Molecule: messenger RNA, 2849 nt
Organism: Chrysemys picta bellii (western painted turtle)
Lineage: Eukaryota; Metazoa; Chordata; Testudines; Emydidae
Gene: IKBKB
Product: inhibitor of nuclear factor kappa B kinase subunit beta
Biological process (GO): tumor necrosis factor-mediated signaling pathway; peptidyl-serine phosphorylation; positive regulation of transcription by RNA polymerase II
Cellular component (GO): cytoplasm; IkappaB kinase complex
Molecular function (GO): ATP binding; IkappaB kinase activity
Source: RefSeq, a predicted model, not a curated record
AGGCUCGUCCCGCGGCAGCCACAGGCAUUCACCGCAAUGAGCCGGCCUCCCCUGCAAAUCCAGACGUGUGGUCCCUGGGAGAUGAAGGAAAGGCUUGGGACAGGGGGAUUUGGAAAUGUCCUCAGAUGGCACAACAAGGAAACAGGGGAACAGAUUGCUAUUAAACAAUGUCGUCAGGAGCUAAGUCUCCGAAAUCGGGAGAGAUGGUGUCUGGAAAUACAGAUAAUGAAAAGACUGAAUCAUCCCAAUGUGGUGGCUGCCCGCGAAGUCCCUGAAGGGAUGCAGAACCUUGCACCCACUGACUUGCCUCUGUUGGCCAUGGAAUACUGCCAGGGUGGAGACCUUCGCAAGUACUUGAACCAGUUUGAGAACUGCUGUGGCUUACGGGAGGGAGCCAUUCUCAUCCUGCUCUCUGAUAUCGCCUCUGCUCUCAGGUACCUUCAUGAGAACAGGAUCAUCCACAGAGACCUGAAACCUGAGAACAUUGUCCUACAGCAAGGAGAACAAAGGUUAAUACACAAGAUCAUUGACCUGGGGUAUGCUAAGGAGCUGGAUCAGGGCAGUCUGUGCACUUCCUUCGUUGGGACGCUGCAAUACCUGGCUCCAGAGCUGCUGGAACAGCAGAAGUACACAGUGACGGUGGAUUACUGGAGCUUUGGCACACUGGCAUUUGAAUGCAUAACAGGUUUCAGACCAUUUUUGCCCAACUGGCAGCCUGUGCAAUGGCACACAAAAGUGCGACAGAAGAGCGAGUUGGAUAUUGUUGUCUAUGAAGACUUGUCUGGAGAAGUGAAAUUUUCUAGCAGUUUACCAUAUCCCAAUAAUCUAAACAGCAUUUUGGCUGGGCGGCUGGAGAAAUGGCUGCAGCUCAUGUUAAUGUGGCACCCGCGGCAGAGAGGGACAGACCCUGUUUAUGGACCCAAUGGCUGUUUCAAGGCAUUGGAUGAUAUACUGAACCUAAAGCUGGUUCGCAUCCUAAACAUGGUUACGGGCACUCUGCACAUGUACCCUGUGACAGAAGAGGAAACCUCGCAGACUGUGAAGGCCAGGAUUCAGUCAGAUACUGGUAUUCCAGAGCAGGAGCAGGAGCUCUUGCAGGAGGCGGGGCUUGCACUAUACCCUCAAAAAUUGGCUAUUCAGUGUAUGGCUGACAGCAAGGUGAAUGACGCCACGGACACAGACCUCCUUUUCCUUUUUGACAACCGUAAAGUUGCCUAUGAGAGGCAGAUCUUCCUGCGGCCUCAUCCAGAAAGUGUUGACUGCAUCCUUCAGGAUCCAAAGAAGAAUCUGUCCUUCUUCCAGCUACGGAAGGUGUGGGGUCAGGUCUGGCACACGAUUCGGACUCUGAAGGAGGAUUGUAACCUGCUUCAGCAGGGGCAGCGAGCAGCCAUGAUGAAUCUGCUGCGUUACAAUAGCAAUCUCUCCAAGAUGAAGAAUUCCAUGGCCUCCCUGUCCCAACAGCUGAAGGCAAAGCUGGAUUUCUUUAAAACCAGCAUCCAGAUUGACCUGGAGAAGUACAGUGAGCAGACAGAGUUUGGAAUCACCUCUGAGAAGCUGUUGUUUGCCUGGAGGGAUAUGGAGCAGGCUGUGGAGCUUUGUGGGCGGGAGGAAGAUGUGGAUCAGCUGGUGAAGAGGAUGAUGGCCCUGCAGGCAGACAUUGUGGACCUGCAGAGAAGCCCACUAGGGCGGAAGCAAGGGGGCACCCUGGAGGAUUUGGAAGAACAAGCCAGAGAACUUUACCGGCGACUAAGGGAGAAGCCAAGAGACCAGAGGACCAGUGGUGACAGUCAGGAAAUAGUGCGACUGCUCCUGCAGGCAAUCCAGACAUUUGAAAAGACAGUCCGUCUAAUUUAUGCUCAGCUCAGUAAGACAGUAAUUUGCAAGCAGAAUGCACUGGAAUUGUUCCCCAGAGUGGAGGAAGUGAUGAACCUGAUGAAUGAAGAUGAGAACACAGUUGUCAGGCUUCAGGAAAAACGACAGAAAGAAUUAUGGAACCUGCUGAAAAUUGCUUGUAGUAAGGUGCGUGGUCCUGUCAGUGGCAGCCCAGAGAGUAUGAAUGCAUCACGGCUUAGUAACCCAGGUCAGCUGCUGUCGCAGGUCCCAGCUGUAACUUACAAUUUACCAGAAUCUAUCAAGAAAAGUGAGGGACUACUGAUGGAAUCUCAGAAUCUCUGCAGCCAGUUAGAAAGUGUGAUGCAUGACACAAUGAAGGAGCAGGACCAGAGCUUUAUGUCUCUGGAUUGGAGCUGGUUGCAGCUUGAAGGGGAAGACAGAAAUAACCCAGAACAAACCCAGAUGUAAAAAUCACUUCGGGCACAGCUCAAGCCAGAUAAACUCCUCAUGUAAAAAAUGUUAAGCCUGACAGGUUACUGCACAUGAAAAUGAAAUCCCUUGCAUUCUAUUUAUACUGCCAUCUAGUGGUUACACUAACAUGUAUUCCUAUUUUUAAGGAAAGCUGGCAGCCUAAUUUUAAGACACAAAUUUUGAUCACUCAUUGCUGUUUCUCCCCCACAAACAUACAGCAUCUGGGUAAGAAAUUGAUGAGAAAUGUCUUACUCACCCUAUACAACAGCAACUGAAGAUACUUUGUCAUCUUCCACCACUCCCAUCCAGCUGCUGAAUAGUAGACAGUGUGUGUCUACAAGUAAUCUUGUCUGAAUGCCUUUUCCUGACAUUUAUGAAAAAGUACUGAAUUUACAGAUUUGGCUAACCAUACUAGGUUGCACUUUUUCUCAAGUGUAAUGUCUGUACUUACCUAAUACUUGUUUCUUGUAUGGGAACGAACUAUCUGAAAUAUGUAAACUUUUAGUUUGCUCUAUUUGAAUGUUAAAUAAAAUUUUAAGGAGAAA